AGAGGAAGGCUGGGAUGGGAAGGCACAGCAGGUGGGAGGUAGAUGGAUGGGUAUCCCUGCUGAGAAGGACCGGGAAAGCCGUCUCCAUCAGCGGGAGGAGGGACAUGGGCAUGGUGACUAAACUUCUUGUAAAAGGGGGUGGAGAAGGGAAAGGGAGGGACAAGAAGGCGGGGGGGAAGCCUGCAUGUCAGGGCUGAGGAAAUGCUGUGGGAACUGCAGCCAGGCACUUUUUUUAUCCUCCUUCUUCUUCUCUCUUCUCCCCUCGUGUAGCUGAGAGGAAGGAAAGGAAGAAAGAGAAGUAACUGGCUCAAAUGUGCCUCGCUCUGCUGCUGGGGCGCCGGGGCUUGGCUGGAAGGAUCUAGUUUCUCUUCUGUGGCAGGAAAAGGAGCCACAGGAGGAGGCAGAGACGGACACCCAGACAUGCCCGUCCCGUCAGGCCGCUGGCUCCUUCUCCUGUGCCUCGCUGCUGCUGGCAAGCAGCUGUCACUACAAAUUACCCCGCUGUGUGAAAGCGAACAACACUAUGAAUACUCUGGACGGUGCUGCACAAAGUGUGAGCCAGGAAAGUACAUGUCUGCCAGAUGCACUGAGACUUCUGAUAGUGUGUGCAAGCCAUGUGGCCCAAAUGAGUACAUGGAUGUCUGGAAUGAAGAAGAUAAAUGCUUACUACAUAAAAUAUGUGAUCAAGGGAAAGCCCUGAGAGAAGUGAACCCAGGGAACAGCACUUUCCAGAGGCAGUGUGCUUGUACAGUGGGCUACCACUGGAAUGAAGACUGUGACUGCUGUCAGCGAAAUACCAUAUGUGCUCCAGGAUUUGGAGUCAAGCAUCCUGUGCAACAAGACCAGGACACAAUGUGUAUACCAUGUCCCAGAGGUUACUUCUCAAAGGUUGCUUCAUCUACUGACGAGUGUAAAUCCUGGACCAACUGUACAGCCCUAGGAAUGACAGAAGACAUGCCUGGGACUGAGAAGUCAGAUGCAGUUUGUGCAGAAUGGAAGGUGCCAGAGCCGUCGGAAGAUGGAACAAACCAGAUCUUAUACGUGUUGAUUGUCGUCUCAUUUUUUGUGGCAGUAAUUGGCAUUGUCAUCUUCAUUGUAUACUACAAAAAUAAGGGGAAAAAGCUGACAGCAGAUCUACAGAAUUGGGCUAGCGAAGUGUGCAGCCAAAUAAAAGGCACAAAGGAGACCCCCAGAGAUACCUCUGUUACCAUGAACAUCGUGAAUGUUGUUGUCCCCCAGACCUCUGAAGGCAUGCGCCUCCUGGAUCCCGCUGGCUCUCCUGCCCCUGGAAACUCAUGCUGCAUCAGCGGACAUUCUCCUUGCAGGAAUGGGAGGCCCAGCAUGGCACCGUGCGAGGUGGGAGGGAGCCUACAAGGGUUUUCUGUGGUAACUGAGACUGAUGAUGAUCAUUUCCCACCAGUUCCCACAGAAGAUGAAUACACGGAUAAGGAUCUCAGUACCGCUGAUUAUUUGUCCUUACCGAGCAGGACUGCCAGUAAAACCGUGUCGUCAUUUUCUGAACCGAUGGAGGCAGGGGAGAAUGACAGUUUAAAUCAGUACUUUUCAGGGAUUGGGAGCACAGAGGACAUAUCAGUCUCUCAAGGCUUUCACCCUUUCACAGAUGGGGCACACACUGACACGGACAAACUUCUUCAGAAAUCUUGCCAACAUGCCCACAGUUGCCCAAAGGAAAUUGGCAACAAAGACACAGAUCAUUGUGUAACAAACUCUGACUCAGAGAAGAUCUGCGUGAGGUGUGGCAUUUUGUACAGGGAAUCUCCCAGAAAGUGGAGCAAAUCCUGUUUUGCUGCAGCUGACAGUGACUCCACCUCCCCAGAAACUGGAUCCUAUGCACAGUGCACCUGUGGCUUGAAUUUUCUCUCUGCUGGUCAGAGCACACUAGCAAGUGACCAUGGUAUGGAAGAUGCAUCUUCAGAUAGUACCAACAUGAAGUACCAGAACACAAGCAGAAGCACUUCAGGGACAAACAAAAGCACUUCAGGGACAAACAGCAGCACUUCAGACCUCCCUCCAGCAUCUGGAAAUGUGACUGGAAACAGUAACUCCACCUUUAUCUCAAGCGGACAAGUAAUGAAUUUCAAGGGCGACAUCAUUGUAGUCUACCUUAGCCAGAACUCCCAGGAGGGCGCAGCGGCCUCGGGGCCCAGCGAGGAGAACGUGGGCAGCCCGGUGCAGGAGGAAAACCUCAGCCGCUGCGAGACGUUUGCCGGCAAUGCCCAGCACUACAAGGAGAAGUGUGCGGAGCUGCAGCAGGGCUCCUGCCUGGCGGCGGGGAGCGGGGGGCCACGGUGGCCUGCCGGAUCCCUGCCCCAGCACAGCCCAUCCUGCCGCAGCCAGGCCUUGCGGCCGGUGCAGGAGGAGGGGAAGCUGGGACACUUCUCGGAGAAGGUGUUGAACUGAGGCCAACCGGCAAGGGGUGGUGGGGCUGCCAUGGGGCUGCCGAAAUCCCGGGUGUUGCUACAGGUAUGGAGACUGUUGCUGCCCGUGGGGUAUCCCAGGAAGUCUUACAGCUGGAAAGGACGCUUGUGGCACAAGUGCCAGCGGUGGUGCUCUUGCUGAGGAGGUUACUGGUAGGGAAAGGCACACACGUGAAGCAGGCACGCUGCCCUCGUUGCAGAAGCAGCAGCAGGGCUUUCUCCUCUCCCUCACAAGGUGGUUGGCUCCCACUGGACCCCACUCCCUGGCACCUCUCCACAGCAAGCAGCAAAGGAGGGUUGAUCCUUGUAGCCCAGGGCGUGGUGAGGAGGAAAACGUUGCUGGCCGGGCAUGUGGGGCACUCCCAGAAAGAGGAUAACAUGGUGGAGGAUGCACUGAAAGGGGCCCUGAGCUCUGCCGUGGGUGUUUCUUUUUGUAACUAAGCUGCGCCCAUUCUGGUGGGUCCUGGGCCUCCUCCAUGCCUCUGUGGUGGAAGGAAGUGGCAGCCACCUCUGCUGCUGAGCGUAGUGACACAGGCAACCUUUGCCUCCCUGCAGAGAUCAGGCAGGUGCUGUCAUCCCUUCCCAUCUGUCCCCAAGGAAGCAGAUGUUCCAGUCUCCAAACGGCCAGAGCCAAGAUCCUGGCCUGCCUCUUAUUACCGUGUGGGUAAGCAUCGGUGUAAUGCUGCCCCACGAGCACUGUGACAGGCAAAACAGCUGGUAUGCCUUAGAAGCAUAUUAGAUAAAUCCUGAGCAAAGAUCAUUUAUAGUUUUGGAGCCUGAUUCACCUCUGCCAUAUUGCACCUCGCCAGAGGAAUCUACACCCCUGAAGAUGAGAGUGACAAGUGCCUGGCAUGCUGCUGCAUGAAUAAUGUCACUGAAGUUUAAGACACAAUGCUGCUAGCAGGUGGAGGAAGGGUCUGUGAUAACCAGCUGUGGUCAUUUCCUGAGUGACAGGAGAGGGAGGGAUUACCUAGCAAUGGAGAGUUUGAUCAGGGUCAAACACACAUGCCUUCAUCUGCCCAAACAAUUCUGUCAUUCCCUCUGACAUUUUCAUUAGCAAACAGAGCUUUACUUAGGUAGCAUGAAGCUAUUUCCAGAGCUCAGCCUGCCUGAGCUGAAAUCAAACUGUAGCCACCAUUACAAUGAGAGCCGAUAAGCAAUGGGACCAAAGGUUCAGAUUUAAAGAAUAAUAGUAGUUGUAGUUAGAAGGGAGUCUUAGCUACUGGAUUGGCUUUGGUUCAGGUCCUGUAUCCUGCAGCCUCCUCCAGCAGCCACUGUGGAGAGAAAGGUGAAGGGAACAGAGUCUCAAGGAACUCACAAGAGGAAAAGAUAAUAUUUUUAAUGAUUUCCUGACAAGGGGUAAUUCUCUGACAUUCUCCUGCGCAAGUGAGUACUGCAGGAGGCUAUCUUCAGUCUGAGCCUUCAGGAGGGUCACUGCUGUGUUUCUUGCCAGACAGUAAAGGGAUCUCUUACCUAGUGUGAUGGAAGAGGUCUCUGGUAGGGAGGGCUCCUCCUUGAGGAAGUUUUAAAGCUGAGGGGUUCACUGUGUAGCUGCUCUGUUUGCAAUAGUAUUUCUCUGCAGGUGAAGAGCACCUAUAAAGCUGACAAGGUGACCACUGUGUCAUGAUAAUGGAUGUGUCACCCAUAAUACAAAAGGAAGGGCUUAGACAACUUCACCUCUCAGGAGAACAGUUCUGCAUUAUUUAUAUAUCUGGGAUAUAAAGUUCAGUACAAAAUUUCAAGUCUCUCUUGGGUGGCUGUCAAAAAGGGCACUGAACAACCAGUCUCCCUUUCACCUCUGCAUGGCCCUCCUAGCCUAGACUCAGCCAGGCAGGUAGGUUGUCCCAUUCAGAUGGCUACGUCUGCCUCUUUGAAGGUGUGUAACUGAGGCUCUUUUAUCUGUGGUAUUCUUUUGUCCUUCCUGCUGGAUCCUUUACAACCUACUUCUAGCCUCUGCUGGCCUAAUUCAGUAUACCCUAGGCACUGGUGCAGUAGGGACAAGGACACAGAGCCAUCAACACCUUGAUGCAAGGUGGUGCAGAUACUUCCCCACUUCAUAUUUUCAGUCAUGUUUUCCUGGAAAGCAUUAAUCCAGGAUAUCAGCACCACUUACAGGGCAGAAUUCUUGUGCUUGGCUCUGGCUAAACUACCUGGCCGCAAGUCCAUCUUCUACUCCUUCUCCCUCUGCAGCUUUUUUCUUCCAUUAGUUUGUAUCUGCCACCAGAAAGCAGGCUCAAAAUCCUGAUUUCAGAGAAGACAAUGGCACGUUUACUAGGUGUCCUUAGUCCUCUGAAUUUCAGGAUCCUCCUGAGCAAGGACUGAAACUAAGAUCAUCAAGCGUGAAGAAAUGGAUCAUAACAAUCUUGGCAUUUUGUCCACUUCCUUAUGGGAAACGUGAUGUUCCAACAGAUCCAUAUUUCCUAUAAAGUCUACCCAAAAGUGAAGAAACCAUAUCACACUCAUCAUUGUGCUGCAUGUUCCCUGGGUCUCUGCCUGGCUGCUUAGACAAGGAUCCAAAGGGACUUUUUAUCCUCAUGAUUUCAUUUGCCAUCAGUUUGGAGCUGGGGCUGGUUUUUAACAUCUGUUUGUACAAUGGGGCCCUAUGCAUUGGGCACUAAUUUGGAGGCUUCUGGCUGCUAUUGUAAUACACAUAAUUAAUGAUAAUAAAAAUCUUAAAGAUC
This is a messenger RNA of Pezoporus flaviventris, 5119 nucleotides long. It is a transcript of the gene TNFRSF11A, whose product is annotated as TNF receptor superfamily member 11a. NCBI's taxonomy places the organism in Eukaryota, Metazoa, Chordata, Aves, Psittaciformes, Psittacidae. The record is from RefSeq and is a predicted model, not a curated record. Bases 421 to 2421 code for a protein of 666 amino acids. Gene Ontology annotation, molecular function: cytokine binding; tumor necrosis factor receptor activity. Gene Ontology annotation, biological process: lymph node development; ossification; multinuclear osteoclast differentiation. Gene Ontology annotation, cellular component: external side of plasma membrane. The transcript is spliced from 10 exons.